UUUUCAGCAAACGUAAAUAUCAUUUAUACGGUUAUUUUGUUUUUACCAUUCUGCUCCAUAACAAUUCUGCUCCAUAGAAACCACAGCAAACGUAUUCUUCUUCAUUCUUUGUUAUUCUGCAACGCUUCAAGAAUUAAAUAUCAGAAAAUGGAAAUAGGAAAUAAGGUUUACCUAAAUAACAUUGACCAGAUAGAUGAAAAAUCGCAUAUCAAGGUUCGGGUGCUUAAAAUUUGGAACUUUGUCAGAAAUAAUAAAGUUUGUUCCAUUGAAAUGAUCAUCAUGGAUGAGGAGGGUACACAAUACCAAGCUCGUGUCUUCAAUCAGAAUUUCUCCAGAUUUCGUCAUCUUUUAAAGGAAGAUGAAAGUUAUAUAGUUAUAAAACCCAAUAUGGCUGCUGUUACUAAUGGUUUUAGUUAUACAGGUCUUGGUGAAGCUAAAAGUCAUUUUGAAGUAACGAAAUUGUUCAUAAAUUCUGACAUUUAUGAAAUAAAUGAGUUUAAAAAUAAGUUGAAAUGUCAUGACAAUUUCGGUAUAACUGAAAAAAGCAUAACUACACUUCAAAGCUACUCUUCUUCAUAUACAGAUGACUUUAAGGGCAAUUUUCCAUUAAAAACAAUCUGUGAGAUCACCGAACCAAUUAAGGCCGGAGACAGUGAUGCCCUAUUUCCAAUGCAACUUAACGUGUUGAAAAACCGCAAGUUUGGUUUUGUUGUAGAUAUUACAGAAUACAAUGUCAACAACUAUAAUAACAUCUACACAGUUCUCAGAGUUACAGAAGAUAUGUCCAUUGUUUGUGAAUUGGAAAGUAAAAUAGAACUUAUGAGUAUUCAAUCUGUCUCCUUAAAUCAAGUUGCUUUGGAAUCCGAUGAUGUUGUACAGCCUGUUCAAAAGACGAAAGUUUUACACCCUCAACAGUUGAUAAGUCAACCGCAACAAGUCCUUGCAAAAUAUCAGGUGAUUUGA
This is a messenger RNA of Lactuca saligna, 963 nucleotides long. Lineage: Eukaryota; Viridiplantae; Streptophyta; Magnoliopsida; Asterales; Asteraceae. The record is from the annotation of a GenBank genome assembly.